AUGCGAUUCUCCGCCAGUACCAUUCUGGCAUUGUCAGCCACUGUUAUUGCCCUACCGAUCUACGAAGAUCCGGUAUCGAUCCAAGCGCUUGAGAGCAUUCCGGAAAGUCUUACUCAAACCAAGACACUCGGUCAACGUGAUACAACUGAGAUUGUGUCCGAGCUUCUGGAGACGAAGAAUGGUCUUGGUCUUCCUGCUGGUUUGAAGCGGGAAGUUACGCCCGAUGUCCUGACGGAAAUUCUAGGGGAAACGGAUGGUAUUCCUGUUGGUUUGAAGAGGGCGCUCACACCUGAGGCUGUAUCAGAGCUUCUAGAGACGAAGAAUGAUCUUGGUCUUCCUGCUGGUUUGAAGCGGGAAGUCACGCCCGAUGUCCUGACGGAAAUUCUUGGUGAAACGGACGGCCUUCCUGCUGGUUUGAAGAGGGAGCUCACACCAGAUGUUGUGUCCGAGCUUCUCGAGGCGAAGAAUGGCCUCCCUGCUGGCCUCAAGAGGGACAUCACGCCCGAUGUCGUGGCAGAACUUCUGGGGGAAACGGACGGACUUCCUGCUGGCCUCAAGAGAGACAUUACACCAGAUGUUGUGAAUGAGAUUCUUGAGACUAAGAAUGGUCUCCCUGCUGGCCUCAAGAGAGAUGUCACCCCUGAAGUCGUAACAGAGCUUCUCGAAGGCGAGAACGGCCUUACUGCUGGUCUUAAGAGGGACGAGACUAAGAUCGUGGAGGAACUUCUCGAAAAUAAGAACGGCCUUCCUGCCGGUCUUAAGAGGGACGAGACUGAGAUCUUGGAUAAGCUUCUCGAAGGCGAGAACGGACUUCCGACUAUCCUUAAGAGGGACGAGACUGAGAUCUUGGAUGAGCUUCUCGAAGGCACGAACGGUCUUCCUGUCGACGUCAAGCGAGACCCAGGUUGCCCUACAGCAUCCGGAAAGUGCCUGUGGAAGAAGCAACCCUCCCUCAUGACCAGAGUCUGGGCGUGGAAGCGUGAGGCAUUGAACAAGAGAAUUGUACCAGUCGACGGAAGCAUCCUCCCACUUGAUGAGAGCACUUCGAAGUUCCACGAUAUGACUUCGUGA
This is a messenger RNA of Pseudocercospora fijiensis CIRAD86, 1071 nucleotides long. RefSeq lists its product as uncharacterized. The record is from RefSeq and is a predicted model, not a curated record. Lineage: Eukaryota; Fungi; Ascomycota; Dothideomycetes; Mycosphaerellales; Mycosphaerellaceae. The transcript has a single exon. The coding region runs from base 1 to 1071 and encodes 356 amino acids.